CCCUAACAUCUCAUGGGAACUCCCAUAAUCUAUCUUUCUGUUGCAUUUUAUUGGCAUCAUAUUUUGGUUGUUUCUUUUUCCUAAAAAAUAGACUUUAAUUGAACUAUCAUGUUGAUAUGGUGAUUGAUGAGGAUAAAACACAAGACUCAAGGAUACAUUAAGGCUCUGUAGAUUGAUGAACAUCUAGUUUCUAUAAUGUGUAAAAACUACCAAUUAACUUCUAUAAUAUACUAUUUGAUUAUUUGGCAGCGUAGAAGUUAGAUUGAAUUUCUAUAAUUGUACAAGUUAGAUGUUAACUUCUACAGCAGGUAGAAACUAGUAACUAGUUUAUACAACGUGUACAUAUUGUAGAAGCUAAUACCGUCUACAAUAAUAUUGAAUUCAGAGGUAUUUUCAAGAUAAGUGGUGCUCAAUUGACUUUUUAGAAGAAAAAAAAAUGAGCAUCAAUAUGAUAUUUCUAUUAAUUUAGGGUGUCCUUUGGAUAUUUUUACCCUUUUUUAUAUUCUUUCAUCUCCCACUAACUCCCAAAUCCCAUCCCAAUUAAUCUUCUAUUUAGUUAUAAGAACAACUAUAGAAAGCAUCAAAAUUAAAAACACUCAUUGGAAUCAUAAUCAUCCCUGUAAAACUCCGCCAUUAAAGCUUGAAAUCGUCGCCACAAAUUUGUCAAACCAGACAUCAAAUUAACAUCAAACGCCCUCUCUCUCUUUCUCCUUCCCUCAUGGCGACGCUGGCGCAAGAACUGAAGCCAAAGAGGCUCUAUCAAGUCUGGAAGGGAAACAACAGAUUCUUUUGCGGCGGCCGAUUCAUGUUUGGCCCAGAUGCAGCCUCACUGCUUCUUUCCGUACUCCUGAUCGUCGGACCGACCGUCACAUUUUGUUAUCAAAUACUCACAAAGAUCAAGCACAAUAAGCGUGUCGCAGUUCCCGUUCUCGUCCUGACAUUAGCCGCCACUGUUUUCGAUUUGGUGGCGUUGCUGAUGACGUCGAUCAGGGACCCGGGCAUCGUGCCGAGGAACUCACGGCCGCCGGAGGCAGAGGAGUCGUCGUUCAAUGGGGCGGCGGCAACGCCGUCGAUGGAGUGGACGGGGAGGACGCCGCGGAUGAGGCUGCCGAGGACGAAGGACGUGAUGGUGGACGGGUUCGCCGUGAAGGUGAAGUAUUGCGAGACGUGCAUGGUCUACCGGCCGCCCCGCGCGUCGCACUGCGCCAUCUGCAACAACUGCGUGCAGAAGUUCGAUCACCACUGUCCCUGGCUCGGCCAGUGCAUUGGCUUGAGAAACUAUCGGUUCUUCUUGUUAUUCAUAGGGACUUCAACGUUUCUAUGCGUCUUCGUCUUCGUCUUUUCUUGGCUGAACAUAAUCGUGGAAAAAAGUCAUUAUCACGGAUCAAUCAUCAAGACCAUGAAAGCCCAGCUCCUCUCUCUGGUGCUCAUGCUCUACACCUUCGUCCUCUUCUGGUUUGUUGGCGGCCUCACUGCUUUCCACCUCUACUUGAUCGCCACAAAUCAGACGACUUACGAGAAUUUCCGAUACCGCUACGACAAGAAGGAGAACCCUUACAACAGAGGCUACUUGAGAAACCUCAGGGAUGUGUUUUCGUCGAAGAUACCUCCUUCCAUGCAUGAUUUCCGGUCGUGGGUGCUCGAAGAGACUCCGCCUUCUACUCCAAACAUCAGAGUGGUCGAUGUCAUAAGCCGAGCAGAGAUGGGCAGUGAAGAACCAGUGACUGAUGCCAUUCCGCCCUUGCUGCGGAAUUUAGAUUAUAACAAGAUUGAGGAGGGCGAGGAUGUCAAAUUCAGGAAUGAAGCUGAUUCUUCUGGCGUCCUUGAUUAUCCUGUCGCCCACAGUCCUCGUUCCUCCAUUGAUUCUCUGCAAAGCUAUCGAGGAGAUAAUGGAGGUUCCACAGAAGAAACAGCAGGUGAAGAAGUUGAUGAAAGUGAAAAUUAUAGCAAGGAAUACUCGAUUGCAGCACACACAAACGAAGGUCUAGCUGAAGAGUUUCAAUCCAAGGUAGCUUUUGCAGAACAAGGUAAAAUCUAAGUGAGAUUGAAGGUCUAACUGUGUAGUAGAUUUCUACUAAAUACUCAUCUAGAGAUGUGCUUGUGUACAAUUCUGCACUGUAGUUUCUGUUGUUUGCCAGAGAUUUAAUUUGUUGUUCUUUGUUGAUAAAUGGAAUAAAAUGAUGCAUGCAAAGAGUUGUUUGAAGUGCAAACUAUUAAAGAGCAAUGAAAAGUGUAAGGCUUCUAGCUAACAGCAAUCAAAGAGCAAAGAAAAGUGCUUCACCAGGACUAGAUGAAGAAGGCCACUGAUAGAAGAUAACCCCAAAAAUUGUAGUUGUUUCCCGUGAUAGUUCCUACUACUUUUCAACAAAAUUGUAGUUGCACAAACACCUAUAGCAUUUUCAGCAGAUAAAAUUUUAAGCUUGUACUGUGUAUACAGGCCACUGAGAAAGGCACAGGUUCAUUAUAACCUCCAAAAGUUU
Messenger RNA from Zingiber officinale, 2480 nucleotides. Its product is annotated as probable protein S-acyltransferase 1. The coding region runs from base 719 to 2038 and encodes 439 amino acids. Gene Ontology annotation, cellular component: endoplasmic reticulum; Golgi apparatus. Gene Ontology annotation, biological process: protein targeting to membrane; peptidyl-L-cysteine S-palmitoylation. The transcript is spliced from 6 exons. Lineage: Eukaryota; Viridiplantae; Streptophyta; Magnoliopsida; Zingiberales; Zingiberaceae. The record is from RefSeq and is a predicted model, not a curated record. Gene Ontology annotation, molecular function: protein-cysteine S-palmitoyltransferase activity.